AAAUCAGAGAAUGUAACUGGUUUUUGAAAGUUUACAUUUUAGGUGUUGUGUUCAGAUGGGUUCUUUAGAACGUUAAAAAAAAAAAACAGUCAAGCUUAAAUGGUUUAACUCUGCUUUCUUAACAUGGGAUUAAAUGUCUUGUUAACAGAAAGGCUGCAAACCGCCUUCCACUGAGCUUUCUCCAGCUCCCCACCCCACCCCCACUUGAUGUUGAGACUGGUGUGAAAGAUGCAUCCUUUUACUUUGAAGUAAACUUAUAAUUCAGGAAGUGAGCUCGAAAAUAUCAGCGCUCCGGAGCUCUUGCUUAUUUUGUGGAGAAUGCUUGAUGAGAACGGGGGCGGGAGCAGGAAGGUAAAGCCAAGCAGCUUGUGGGCUGUAUUUGAAGUUCACAAAAGAAUGGCAGUGGCAGGGCGUCGCUGGGCGAAGUGUGCAUUUUCAAGUUACCCACAGUGGUGCCUAUUGUCCUGUUUCUCAAUCGAAUGAUGUCAUGUUUCAUUUCAGGCUCUCAGGGAUGCAGAAGGCUGUGGUCUGCACACUAGGGGGAAAGGCAGAGGGAAAGUUGCAAAUCAGGUUUUUGUGAAGCCUUUGUGUGUUGGGUUUUGAGAGAUAAAAGCUGACUCAUGCAAUAUUUCUACGGAAGGAGCUGCACAGACUAGUCAGGCUGCUGGUUUUACCUGCCUGUGAGGUCACUGCAUCAGCUGAAGGCAGGCGAUGUGGCUCAGCCCCGGGAGAGCGCAGAUGCGCACCCCUUGCGGCCUCAAGUGCCCGCAGCUGUAGCAGCCGCGCCAGCCCCCGGCCCCGCAGCCCGGCCGCCCCGCGGGCAGGAGCGCAGGGCCAUGGAGCUCUCCGACAGCGACCGCCCCGUCAGCUUCGGCUCCACGUCGUCCUCGGCCUCCUCCCGGGACAGCCACGGGUCCUUCGGCAGCAGAAUGACCUUGGUUUCCAACAGCCACUUGGGCAUGUUUCACCAGGAUAAGGAAGCGGGGGCCAUCAGGCUGGAGCUGGUUCCCGCCAGGCCGCUGUCCAGCAGCGAGGCGCAGGGCGAGGGCCCGGCUGGGCAGCGCGCCGAGGACCAGGCCGGCGACAGGCCGCCCCGGGCGCCGCGGAGGAUGGACGCGCACGGGGCCCCCAAAGCCAGCGCAGACUCGGCCGCCAGCCCCAAGCUCCUCUAUGUGGAUAGAGUUGUCCAGGAAAUUCUGGAGACUGAAAGGACUUACGUGCAAGAUUUAAAAAGCAUCGUCGAGGAUUAUCUUGACUGCAUACGGGACCAAGCAAAACUUCCUCUGGGGACGGAAGAAAGUUCAGCCCUUUUUGGAAACAUAGAGGAUAUCUACCACUUCAAUAGUGAACUUCUGCAAGAUUUGGAAAACUGUGAAAAUGAUCCUGUGGCCAUAGCAGAAUGUUUCGUGUCCAAGAGUGAAGCCUUCCAUAUCUAUACCCAGUACUGCACCAACUACCCCAGGUCGGUGGCUGUGCUCACGGAGUGCAUGAGGAACAAGGUGCUGGCCAAGUUCUUCAGGGAACGACAGGAAACUCUGAAACACUCCCUGCCUCUGGGGUCCUAUCUCCUGAAGCCAGUUCAGCGGAUUCUCAAGUAUCAUCUCCUUCUGCAUGAAAUAGAAAAUCACCUUGACAAGGACACAGAAGGCUAUGACGUGGUGCUGGACGCAAUAGACACCAUGCAGCGAGUGGCCUGGCACAUAAAUGACAUGAAGCGGAAACAUGAGCAUGCAGUCCGAUUACAGGAGAUACAGAGUUUGCUCACUAAUUGGAAGGGGCCAGACCUGACCAGCUAUGGAGAACUGGUACUCGAGGGUACCUUCCGCAUCCAGCGUGCCAAGAAUGAGCGGACACUCUUCCUCUUUGACAAGCUGCUUCUCAUCACGAAGAAGAGAGAUGACACGUUUACAUACAAAGCUCACAUCCUGUGUGGCAACCUCAUGCUUGUGGAAGUGAUCCCCAAGGAGCCUCUCAGCUUCAGUGUCUUCCACUAUAAGAACCCCAAGCUGCAGCACACAGUUCAGGCUAAAUCCCAGCAAGACAAACGCCUGUGGGUUCUGCACCUGAAGAGACUGAUCCUGGAGAAUCACGCAGCAAAGAUUCCAGCCAAGGCCAAGCAAGCAAUACUUGAAAUGGAUGCCAUUCAUCACCCAGGCUUCUGCUACAGUCCCGAGGGAGAGACCAAAGCAUUCUGUGCUGCCAAAGAUGGUUCUGCUCCAUAUCGGCUGAGAAGAAAAUCCGAACCUUCCUCAAGAUCACAUAAAAUUUUGAAGACCAGUGAAACAGUACAAGACAUCCAAAAGGUUUCCCGGGAGGAAGGAUCUCCCCAUCUGACUCCAGCAGGGCCGUCUCCCGCCCAGAGGAAUAGUCAGCCGAGCAGUUCUGCCAUCAUCAGCGUGCUUCGCGGGGGCGGGGCCGCCAGGAACAUCUGGACUGACCACCAGAUCCGGCAAGCCUUGUUCCCCAGCCGGCGCUCCCCGCAGGAGAACUUGGAUGAUGAUGACGACUACCAGAUGUUCAUGCCAUCCUUCUCCUCUUCGGACUUGAACUCCACCAGGCUGUGCGAAGAGAGCACCUCCAGUCGGCCCUGCAGCUGGCAUAUGGGCCAGAUCGAGUCCACAGAGACCCCCGGCCCAGGCCACAGGGUUGUUCGGCGGGCCAGCAGCGCUGGCGAGAGCAACACGUGUGCCCCUGAGGUCAGAAUCAGGGACGCUGAUGGCUCCCAGUACAGCCCCCAAAGGACACUGCACAGUGACCCCAAAACCGAAGGGCAGAAUGGAAUGACUCCCUUUGGGUCCUCCAUCGAGUUGACUAUUGAUGACAUAGACCAUGUCUAUGAUAAUAUAAGUUAUGAGGACUUAAAACUAAUGGUUGCUAAACGAGAGGCAGCUGAAUCCAUUCCCCUCAAGUCCACCAGGGAGUCUGUUCGCCCCAAGAGCACCCCGGAAUUAGUCUUCUCUAAGAGGCAGCUUGGCUACGAUAAGAGCUCUCUGUACCCCAAAAGAGAUGGAACUCUAACAGGUCAAGAGGCAUCAAACCAAAGCACACAUGAACUUGAGGUGGUGGAAGAAAACAUCUAUGACACCAUCGGGCUCCCAGAGGCCCCCUCCCUGGGCGGCCAGAGCAGCAGCCUGAAGCGGCCCAAGAGGAGCACCUUCCUCGGCCUGGAGGCCGACUUUGCCUGCUGCGACAGCCUCAGGCCCUUCGUCUCCCAGGACAGCCUCCAGUUCAGUGAGGACGAAACGCCUCACCACCAGGCAGCCACUGAGAACGAGUAUUUGAGUUUGCUGUACAACUCCCCCAGCUGCAACUUGUCAAUGGCGGACAAAUCAGUAUCUGACAAACUCUCCGAGGAAGUGGACGAAAUCUGGAAUGACUUGGAGAAUUACAUCAAGAAGAAUGAAGACAAGGCCAGAGAGCGGCUCCUCGCGGCAUUUCCAGUCAGCCAAGAUGACAUGCAGAGCCGGCUGCACCCCGCCAGCAUGCCCAAGCUGAGCAGGGACACAGCCCAUGCCCUGUCCACCCUCUCGCUGCCCGAGAGCCCGGCCUUCCUCACACCGCCGACAAACAGGCCCGGCAGAGCUAGCAGGUCUCCUUGCCCCUUCAAAGAAGACCUGAUUUCUAAGGAAGACUCCUUCAUGAGUCUUCACCAGCUCUCUCUGGCCAGUGAAAUGCCUCCCAUGGAGAAUCCCUAUGACCUGGCCAACAGCAGCCUGUCCCAAACAGACCUGGAAAACCCUGACCCUGGGAUGGAUGCCUCAGAUAAGACCAAGAGCAGGGUCUUUAUGAUGGCCAGGCAGUACAGUCAGAAGAUCAAGAAGGCCAAUCAGCUUCUGAAAGUGAAAAGCCCAGAGCUGGAACAGCCACCGGCCUCCCAGCAACACAAAUCCAUGCACAAAGACCUGGCGGCCAUCUUAGAAGAAAAGAAGCAAGGAGGGCCCGCUAUCGGUGCCAGGAUUGCCGAGUAUUCCCAACUGUAUGACCAGAUUGUGUUCAGAGAGACUCCCUUUAAAACGCCGAAGGAUGACUGGGCCAUCUCUCAGGAACCUUCCAUCCUCAGGUCUUCCUCACCCUCCCAGACCCAGCGUGGUAGCGAGGACUGGCUUUUGCAUUCAACCUACAGUAAUGGAGAGUUAGCAGAUUUCUGUCCCCAGCCUGAGCAAGACUUGAAGUCAAGAUACCCCACCUUUGAGAUCAAUAUAAAGAGUACUCCUAGACAGUUGUCCACAGCUUGCUCUGUGCCUUCUCUGCAAACCUCUGACCCGCUGCUGGGCCCCAUGCAGAGACACAGUGUGGUGGUCAGCCAGCCCAACAAAGAGAGCUCGUGCCAGGGCCUUUACAACUCGCUGGGCCGGAAGGGAGUCAGCACAAACACUCAGCCUUACAACAGGUCCCAGUCAUCUUCCUCCAUCUUGAUCAACAAGUCUGUGGACUCCAUUAACUACCCUGGUGAAGUGGGAAAGAAACAGCUGUUCUCUCUACACGCCAGCUCCAGGUGUGAGAGCCACCAGGACUUGCUGCCAGGUGUCACUGACCUGUGUCAACAGGGCUCUGAAAAAUGCUCAGACCUCACCCUCCAAGACUCACAGAAGGUUCUGGUGGUCAAUAGAAGUGUCCCCUUAAAUGUCCAAAUAGCUACACAGAACUAUUUUUCCAAUUUCAAAGAGACUGACGGAGAUGAAGAAGACUAUGUGGAAAUCAAGUCAGAAGAGGAGGAGCCAGAGUUAGAGCUCUCCCACAGCUGUGGAAAGAAAUCUGACCCAAAGAUUAUGGAGGCGAACAGUCCACGCACCCCAAAAAAGGCAAUCGGUGGCAAACUUGGACUUCCGCCUUACCUGACCCCGUACAACGACUCUGACAAACUGAACGAUUAUCUCUGGAGGGGUCCCUCUCCCAAUCAGCAGAAUAUUGUCCAGUCUCUAAGGGAGAAGUUUCAGUGUCUCAGUUCAAGCAGCUUUGCCUAGGGUUCCUCACAGUAGCUGCCUGAAUUGACUUCUUAGCAUGCUUGCAAUGACAAAGACCAGUGAGGUGUUUUCUGUGAGCCAGAUGAAAACCCUUUCGUAAAAACCAGAGGUGUAAACUAUACUUUGUUUUACAGCACGGCUCCUUGAGAGGCUGGCCAUGCGGCCAGGAUCGUACUGUAGCAAAGUCAGCACGGAAACUGCAGGUUUCCUGACGCUGGCUUCUUGUUCACGUCAGUCAGUCUUACUUGAAAAUGUUUAGGCCUUUUUUAAAACAUGAUGGAGGCAAUAUUUUCUCCCAUAUCCUGACAACAGUGCCCAGGCCUUAUGGAAUGCAAUAAUCUCUCCUGUGGUCUAGGGCCAUGAGUAGUUUUGUCCGAGUACCCAAAGGGCCUUUUCGCCCAUGCUCAUGUCUUGAAAAGGAAAAGGGAAGCUGUCUGAAGGAUUAUGCUUCUGACAUGUUCAUUCCCCAUGAUCCUAGAGUCAGUUCAGCCAAUUGGAGUGUUGCCUCCAGGGCCCGUGUGGGGAUUCUCUGCUGGUGUUCCUGCACCCCUUCAUUACAACACAGAAACUGCAACCCUUAGAAAUAGAAUGUAGCAGGACCAAUUUUCUCUAAAAUCCUUACCUGUAUUCCUGGACCAGACCUGGAGAAUGUGCUGCUCAUUGUGUUCAUUUUCUGAUUUCUGGAAUAAUGUAAAUGAUUCCCCUAAUGGUUUAAAGAAAACCAAGUGCAAGGAUAGGCAACUUGACUUAACCGAUAAAAAAGAUGGGCUGACCCUGGGCAUGUGACUGUCUCCUGUGUGACCCCUGAAGUGGGAGCAGGAAUGCCGUCCCAUGUUUUGUGUGCCGUGUCUGAUCAGCACAAAGCAAACCACAAGCUAAGUUAAAACAGAGCACUUUUCCUGUAUUUUUCCUGUUUUUCAUGUUUCUCCUAUGUAUUUUAUUAAGUUUAGUACUCAGCCCUAUGACCCAGUUCCAGCUUGAAAGUUUGGUUGGCCGCACUGAAAUUUCUAAACCAGGUAGAGCAUGGAGGCCUCUUACUGUGUUGAGGCACAAGAAAGGACACAGUCUUGGGUUACUAAGCUCUGACCCAGAGCACCUCACUUUUUUGUUACAAUUAAGUUCUUUUCAGAGAGGCUCAUUGUGAUAUUAUGUACUAAUAGGACUUUUUGGAAGAAAACUGGAGAAAGCAAGACCUUGUGAAUAGAGAGCAAAAUCAAAGAAGCUAAAGAGGAAAAUGAUGGCCAUGUGUGUUGCCACUUUCUGAAAGACUAUUUUAUUGAAGACUCCAGUCAAUGCAACAAAAUGUUUGCUCAAACAGUGGCCAGUGUGUUCUCCUUGUCAACCACUUUACAUUCUGUGAUCCCUGCUCUACCCUCUCCGUUUUCAUUUUUGAAAGUUAUAACAUGUGUAGAGAAAGGGGAUCUGGCCUUUCAUUUCAAGGUAAGCAGUGAGACUGAUUUGAAUCAAUGACUCCUUAUAAUUCUUUCCCCCUUUUAAGUCCUGUGCCUCUUAACUGCUAAACACGAAAUGAGGCCAUCCUUUUACAGAGGCGUUUUGCUUUUCAAAGAACAAAAAAUAAUCCAAGUUUCUUGCAUCUCCAUCCCAUCCUUUCUUCUUGUAGCUUGUAAAACAACAUCCAUGUUGGAUAGCAGGAUUCUGGAAACAUUUCUUUCAUUGCCUUUGUUUGCACAUAAUGUGACUUUGUAAGAUGAAGCAGUAUCAGAAAAGAGAUACACUGCGAGAAAUGAUAUUCUUGACUUAAAGGUAUCUGUACGUGCAUUUGUAAAACUUACAAGACUCUUCUUGUCCCAGGAAAGCAGUGUCCUAUUUUUGCUUUUCAGUUUGUAUGACAUAAAUUCUAUAGUCUCUAUAUUGCUGUUGUUCUUCUUUGCAGAAGUUAUUCAUUCUUCACACCAGUGUCUUAUUACAUAACUUUGAUAUCUCCUACAUUGCCCCCCACCCCGCAGCUGCACGAGGUGAAUAUUUUGCUGUCUUCAAUGUCUGUGUUUUGUCUUUAGGUUCUAGAACAAAUCUGUAGUUUUAUAAAUCACUUCUGUUUGCCAGGUUGAAGAUUUUGAGAGCUGUGUGUAUAUGUAUAAAAUCAUGUUCAUAGACUCCCUCAAAAUUAUCAAUGAAGUGCUUUUGUUUAAACAUUUUCUUCUGGAGGUGGGGUAGGGUUGUAUAUAAUUGGGGGGAAGUUAUAUGUACUUAAAAGUAUGGCAAGUUCUUAUUAGGUCUCUGUAUUAAAUGUUCAGUUUUUUUUAUAAGUUCACUUUUCACCUACUCUAUUCUUUGUGCAAAAUACCUAGAAAACAUAGUUUAAAUAAUGUAUAUAAGAUAAUGAAAGUUAGUAAUGCUCAUUAUUUAAUAAAGUUUGUAAAGGACAAAGC
This is a messenger RNA of Talpa occidentalis (Iberian mole), 7354 nucleotides long. RefSeq names its product pleckstrin homology and RhoGEF domain containing G1 (gene PLEKHG1). The transcript is spliced from 16 exons. Gene Ontology annotation, molecular function: guanyl-nucleotide exchange factor activity. NCBI's taxonomy places the organism in Eukaryota, Metazoa, Chordata, Mammalia, Eulipotyphla, Talpidae. The record is from RefSeq and is a predicted model, not a curated record. The coding region runs from base 837 to 4964 and encodes 1375 amino acids.